AUGUUCUGGGGAUGUAUAUCAUCUAAAGGUGUUGGAAGACUUGUUGAAAUUAAAUCAACGAUGACAGCUGGAGCUUAUAAACAAAUUUUAGCUCAAAAUUUAAAUAUUUCAGCUAGAGAAAUGGGUCUUGAUGAAUAUAUUUUCAUGUAUGAUAAUGACCCAAAACACACCUCUAGACUUGUAACUGAUUGGAUUGAUAUGAUCAUCGAUGUUUUAGAUUAA
Messenger RNA from Hepatospora eriocheir, 222 nucleotides. The record is from the annotation of a GenBank genome assembly. NCBI's taxonomy places the organism in Eukaryota, Fungi, Microsporidia, Hepatosporidae.